Lampris incognitus (smalleye Pacific opah) is the source of this 1109-nucleotide messenger RNA. RefSeq names its product mitochondrial ribosomal protein L15 (gene mrpl15). NCBI's taxonomy places the organism in Eukaryota, Metazoa, Chordata, Actinopteri, Lampriformes, Lampridae. The transcript has 5 exons. Gene Ontology annotation, cellular component: mitochondrial large ribosomal subunit. Bases 54 to 944 code for a protein of 296 amino acids. The record is from RefSeq and is a predicted model, not a curated record. Gene Ontology annotation, molecular function: structural constituent of ribosome. Gene Ontology annotation, biological process: translation.
CAUGAUUUGUUUGUCCUUGGUUUCGUUGGUAUUGACAUGUGAGUGGCUGAAACAUGCCUUUUCCCAAAAAACCCGGUGGAAAGUCAUUGGAUGUUUUGCAGAAUCUGCCUCGGAUAACAUUAGCAAACUUGAGACCCGAGCCGGGAUCGAAAAAACUGGAUAAACGGCGAGGUAGAGGUCAGCAUGGUGGGAACAGAAGUGGUCGGGGACACAAAGGAGAAAGACAGAGAGGCACCCGUCCUCGUCUGGGAUUUGAGGGCGGACAAACUCCCUUCUAUCUCGUCAUCCCCAAAUAUGGAUUCAACGAAGGACACAGUCACCGUCCUCAGUACCACCCCAUGUCUCUGAAACGACUGCAGUACUUGAUUGAUCUUGGGCGACUUGAUCCCACACAGCCAAUUGACUUGACGCAGCUUGUCAAUGCCAGGGGAGUGACAAUCCAGCCACAUAAGAAAGAUUUUGGAGUUCAGCUUGUUGAUGAGGGUAAUGAGAUUUUUGCUGCAAAAAUUAACAUUGAGGUUCAGAGAGCAACAGAGGGAGCCAUUGCUGCCAUUGAGAGGAACGGAGGGACCAUCACUACCAGUUACUAUGAUCCCAUAAGCCUCGCGAUUGUCAUCAAGCCAGUCCCAUUCUUUCUGCAAGGGAAGCCUAUUCCAAAGAAAAUGUUACCAGGGGAGGAUAUGGUCCCGUAUUAUGUGGACGCUGCGAACAGAGGUUACCUGGCAGACCCGGAGAAGAUCCAGCAAGCCCGGCUAGCCCUGGCACAGAAAUACGGAUAUGUUUUGCCAGACAUCUCAAAGGAUGAACUGUACCACAUGCUGUCUACUAGAAAGGAUGUUCGACAGAUCUUCUUUGGCCUGUCCCCAGGCUGGGUUGUCAACAUGACAGAAAAGAAGAUUCUGAAACCUACAGAUGAGAAACUGCUGCAGUACUACCGUUCAUAAAUGUAUAAAGCUAAGUGUUGCUGUACAUUAGGGUAUAGAAAAUGUGAGGAGAACACGUGAGGUUUGAAUACAGACUGCUCGUGUGUUAUAUUUACUCACCGAGUCGAAACAGCCUGAAGUUGGAGUGAAAUGCUGAAAAAUGUCGUCUUCUUUUUUCUUUUUCUU